CGGGGCGGAACUUUGUUGUGGCGGUGAGGAACAGGAAGCCCUGAAGGGUCAAAAGAAAUAUAAAAGCAAAGGCUAUUUUUUUUUUCUCUCUCUCUUCUUUUUCUUCUUCCUUCUUUCUUUCUCUUUUUCCCAAAGAGCGAGCGGCCUUUGCGGUGGCGGUUUGGGGUGGGCGCCGCCGAGGUGAGGGGGUCUCGCCUCCCGCACGCCGGUAGAUUGAUCCAUUAUGGAUGGAGGGGAUGAUGGUAACCUUGUCAUCAAAAAGAGGUUUGUGUCUGAGGCAGAGCUAGAUGAACGGCGCAAAAGGAGGCAAGAAGAAUGGGAGAAAGUUAGGAAACCUGAAGAUCCCGAAGAAUGCCCAGAGGAGGUUUAUGACCCUCGGUCUCUGUAUGAAAGGCUACAGGAACAGAAAGACAGGAAGCAGCAGGAGUAUGAGGAACAGUUCAAAUUCAAAAACAUGGUAAGAGGCUUAGAUGAAGAUGAGACCAACUUCCUUGAUGAGGUUUCUCGGCAGCAGGAACUAAUAGAAAAGCAGCGAAGAGAAGAAGAACUGAAAGAACUGAAGGAAUACAGAAGUAAUCUCAACAAGGUUGGAAUUUCUCCAGAAAACAAGAAAGAAGUGGAGAAGAAAGUGACUGUGAAGCCCAUAGAAACCAAGAACAAGUUCUCCCAGGCAAAGCUGUUGGCAGGAGCUGUGAAGCAUAAGAGCUCAGAGAGUGGCAACAGUGUGAAAAGACUGAAAUCGGACCCUGACCCAGAUGACAAGAAUCAAGGAGCCCCAUCCUGCGUGUCUCUUGGAAGCACAUCCCUGAGCGGUCCCUCCAUCCACUGCCCCUCUGCCGCCGUCUGCAUCGGCAUCCUCCCAGGCUUGGGCGCCUACUCUGGGAGCAGCGACUCUGAGUCCAGCUCAGACAGCGAGGGUACCAUCAAUGCCACUGGCAAGAUUGUCUCCUCCAUCUUCCGAACCAACACCUUCCUCGAGGCCCCCUAGCUCCUCUGUCCUUACUGCCAGGAGCUCCACCCCAAGAGUAGACCGGACAGUUUAUUCUGCCUCCAGGCACUACUGCCCUCAGAAAACUCCUUUUCCUGCUCCCUGUGCACACCAUGAUGUUUUUAACCUCAUCUAAAAAUGUGCCAGAAUCUACUUGUGGCCCAAAUUGUUUGGUUUCUCUUUCCAGCCUUUACAGAGGCCCAGACCUGUCCCAUGGCCUCUGUCCUCACUGAUGAAGUAGGGUGAGCAGAAAUUCCCCUGAAAAUGCUGUGGGAAGAUAGGCACCAGCUGGCUUGGAAAGGGUUUGGUUUCGGUUGCUUGCUUUUUUGUUUUUUCUUUCCCAACAUCACAAAGAAGCAAGGGCAGUUAUUGGACAGAUAUUAUUUAAACUUUCUAUUCUAGAUGAACGCGCCGUUUGGUUAUACUGCGUUGUAGAGCAUGUGGUGGGAGAGAUGGACCCAGGGGAUGGAAUGGUGCGUUGCCCUGGAACUAACUGAUUCUUGAUGUUGUGCUAAGUAAAGAUUCUAAACUACA
Molecule: messenger RNA, 1522 nt
Organism: Camelus dromedarius (Arabian camel)
Lineage: Eukaryota; Metazoa; Chordata; Mammalia; Artiodactyla; Camelidae
Gene: PSME3IP1
Product: proteasome activator subunit 3 interacting protein 1
Exons: 7
Coding region: 224-988 (254 amino acids)
Cellular component (GO): nucleus
Source: RefSeq, a predicted model, not a curated record